CGGAUCGGCAGCGGGAUGGGACCCGAACCAGCCCCGGGGAGCGGGAUGGGACCCGAACCAGCCCCGGGGAGCGGGGAACAGAGAGCCGGGCCCUCAUCCCGGGCCGUGUGCCCCGGGCCCGGCCGCGCUCGCUGAGGGGGCCCGGCCCGGCCGCCCUCACGGGCCGCGCCUCACGGCGCUCCGGGCGGGCUCUGAGGGGCGCUGGGGACAGGCAGGCCGGGACCGCACACAGGGAAUAAUGCUGGGAAUUCCCUGGGAAUUGGGAUGGCUGGGUGUGAGCCUGGGCAGGCCCUGGCACGGGGAAAGUCAGGGAGGUGGGAUUGCGGGGGUUUUCCAGGUAACGGGGGGUUGGAUUGCGGGGGUUUUCCAGGUAACGGGAGGUCGGAUUGCGGCGGUUUUCCAGGUGCCACCGCCGGGAUGUCGCUGGAGCUCACCUUCCUGGGCACGGGCUCUGCCUUCCCGUGCCCGGCCCGCGGCGCCUCGGCGCUGCUGCUGCGCCGGGACGGGCACUGCUGGCUCUUCGACUGCGGCGAGGGGACGCAGACGCAGCUGAUGAGGAGCCACCUCCGAGCAGCCAGAAUUACCAAGAUUUUCAUCACUCACCUUCACGGCGACCACAUUUUCGGACUUCCUGGACUGCUGUGCACGCUCAGCCUCCAGAGCAGCCCCGACGCCAGCAAAGCGCCCGUGGAUAUUUACGGGCCCCUGGGACUGCGGAGCUUCCUCUGGAGGAGCCUGGAGCUGUCCCACUCCCAGCUCCUCUUCCCCUACACCGUCCACGAGCUGGUCCCCACGCGGGACCAGUGUCCCCCGGAAGAAUUCAGGGACUUUUCGGGCUUGGACCGAGGCGAGACGCCUGCCCAGGCGCCUCCAGGGAGAGUCCUGCACCUGGAGCCAGGAGAAGACUCCUACCUGCUGCUGGAGGAUGAGCAGCUGGUGGUGAGAGCGUUCCGCCUCUUCCACCGCGUGCCCUCCUUCGGCUUCGUGCUGGAAGAGAAGCCCCGGCCUGGGAAGCUCAACGUGCAGAAACUGAAAGACCUCGGAGUCCCGCCAGGCCCUUUGUACGGGCAGCUGAAGCGCGGCGCCGCCGUCGUCCUGGAGAGCGGCGCGACGGUGCGUCCCGGCGACGUGCUGGGCGCGCCCGUGCCCGGCAGGAAGGUCUGCGUGCUGGGCGACUGCUCGGGGCCCGUGGGGCCGGCGGCCGAGCGGCUGUGCCGCGGGGCGGACGUGCUGGUGCACGAGGCCACGCUGGAGGACGGAAUGCAGGAGCUGGCGCGGGAGCGCGGGCACAGCACGCCCGGCGCGGCCGCGCGGUUCGCCCGGUGCUGCCGCGCCCGCAGGCUGGUGCUGACCCACUUCAGCCAGCGGUACGGGCCCGACGACCUCGGCCGGCUCAAGAAACAGGCAGAGGCUCUGCUGGAUGGACAGGAGGUGACGCUGGCCGAGGACUUCAUGACCAUCGAGAUACCGCUGAAACGGUGAAAAACGAGGAUUCAGAAGGAGAUCCCAGUGAAACAGUGAAAAACAAGGAUUCAGAAGGAGAUCCCAGUGAAACAGUGGAAAACAAGGAUUCAUAAGGAGAUCCCAGUGAAACAGUGAAAAACAAGGACUUCAUAAGGUGAUCCCAAUGAAACAGUGAAAAACAAGGAUUCAUAAGGAGAUCCCAGUGAAAAACAAGGAUUCAUAAGGUGAUCCCAAUGAAACAUCAAAAAACAAGGAUUCAUAAGGUGAUCCCAGUGAAAUGGUGAAAAACAAGGACUUCAUAAGGAGAUCCCAGUGAAACAGUGAAAAACAAGGACUUCAUAAGGAGAUCCCAGUGAAACAGUGAAAAACAAGGACUUU
This is a messenger RNA of Taeniopygia guttata (zebra finch), 1842 nucleotides long. Lineage: Eukaryota; Metazoa; Chordata; Aves; Passeriformes; Estrildidae. The record is from RefSeq and is a predicted model, not a curated record.